UGUAUAAAGACAAUUGCAAGAAUUAGGGUUUAGGUAGAGAGAAAGAAGGAUAGAGAUGGCGAAAUUCAAUGUGGUGCAAAAAAGGAGAAGAGAACAAGUAGCAUAUAGAAAGAGAGCAAUACACGGAGACCCAGUUACAGGGAAGCUCAAGAACAAACCUCAGCCCCUCUCUCUCUCUGGAAAGCGCAAGCGCAAGCUAUUGAAGAAAUGGCGUAGAGAUCAGAAGGAGGCUAUAGAGAAAGGUCUGGUCACCAUGGAAGAUGUGGAGAUGGCUGCUGCUGAAGGUGAAGGUAUAUCCGAGAAUGCCAACAAAACACCAGCCAGAUUUAACGUGAAGAAGGGUUUGAAACUCAAACAGUUGAAGAGUAAUGGUAAGAAAAAAGGGAAAUCUAAGCCGGUCGCUGAAGCUCCAGAAGAUGUAAUGGUAGAAUGAUUAGUAGACAUAAUAUUGCCAAACCAGUAACUUUUCUUAGAGGAUAUGAGUGUAGAAAAUCUGCCCCAGGACAUGGAAUUGUAACUUCAGAUUUCAUUUCACUUGUAACAAUGAAGUCCUUUCUCUUGGUUUGUUCUUUUCAUGUAUGAAAGGAAAAAUGGAAUCUGAAAUGCAGAAAAAGAAUGAAUACUGAUUUUCUAUUCUGCACU
This is a messenger RNA of Jatropha curcas, 642 nucleotides long. RefSeq lists its product as uncharacterized. NCBI's taxonomy places the organism in Eukaryota, Viridiplantae, Streptophyta, Magnoliopsida, Malpighiales, Euphorbiaceae. The record is from RefSeq and is a predicted model, not a curated record.